AUGUGGAAGGGGUAUACCCCUCUGGCUGUGAUUGAGGAGAAGCUGCGGACGCUCCUUACCCAGCGGGUGGAGGGAGUUCCACUGACCACCUUGGGCACACUGCUCCCCGCCGACUGGCGCAAGCACGCCACCAAGCUCCGGCAACUCUUGAACCUCUUCCCCACGGUGGUCGUGACAGGCAAAGCGGGUUCGGGGCGCGAGAUAGCCAAGCUUGUGGCGUGGCUCGUGACGCUCAAGACGGACGUGGCCGCCCUACUCGCCAAGUCGCCCAACAACGCAUGCGACCUGGACGCCCUGGUCCAGGCCUACGCGAAGCUGAAGAACAACGCCAACUUGGACACCCUCUGCGAGGUCGCGGGAGUCUACCUCGAGGAUCUGCUGGAAGAGCGGGGCUUCUUCCUCACCUGGGCGGGCGAGAAGGCCACCGUGCACUCCAAGACACCCGACGUGGGCACGUCUACUGGACAAGUCGCGGCUUCCUCUGCGGCUCCACAGCCAACCUCGGGGGCUGCUGCCGCUGCCCAGCCGACACCCAAGGCGGCAGCUUCCACCAUCCAGCCUGCCCCUCCAACUCCGACCACUAAAACCACCGAGAGCCCGGCAACGGCCGCAGCGGUGAUCGUGGAAGAUGUGCAACGCUGCCGAGAGGUGGUGGAGAGCAUACUCGCUCAUGACCACCCUCUUGCUCUUGACUGCGAAGGCGUUGACCUGGGCGACAAGAGCGGCUCUCUGUGCCUUGUACAGAUCGCCAUGAGAAGCGGCCAGUGCUUCCUCUUCGACGUGACCAAGGGCGGAAGCCAGCUCUUCAGCGAGGGCGGACUGCGGCGAGUGCUCAAGGACGUGCACGUGCUCAAGGUGGGACACGACCUGCGGGCCGACGCAAGCGCAUUGUUUGCAGAGCACAGCGUCUUACUCAACCACGUCUUCGACACCCAAGUGCUGACGGUGGGCAAGCAAAACCAAGUGGGGCUCAACCCCAUGCUCAAGCUCUAUGCCAAUUCGCAGAACGAGCUCAAGAAGGCUGUCAAGAAGGCGUGGACCAGAGAUCGACUGUACUGGACCCGGCGGCCGCUCACCGAGGAGAUGGUGGGCUACGCCAGCCUCGACGUGGCUUUCCUCCUCCAGGCUUUCGACUCGAUGGCCGCCGCCCUCGAGCAACAAUGCCUCUUCGACCACGCCGCUGCUGGCUCGCGGCUCUACAUCGACCGCAGGCGCUUUCCCACAGCGCCUCCGCCCCUCGGGGAGAGGAGUGGGAGAUAA
Messenger RNA from Acanthamoeba castellanii str. Neff, 1260 nucleotides. RefSeq names its product 3'5' exonuclease domain containing protein. NCBI's taxonomy places the organism in Eukaryota, Discosea, Longamoebia, Acanthamoebidae. The transcript has 4 exons. Gene Ontology annotation, biological process: nucleobase-containing compound metabolic process. The coding region runs from base 1 to 1260 and encodes 419 amino acids. The record is from RefSeq and is a predicted model, not a curated record. Gene Ontology annotation, molecular function: 3'-5' exonuclease activity; nucleic acid binding.